This is a messenger RNA of Aspergillus lentulus, 378 nucleotides long. RefSeq lists its product as uncharacterized. NCBI's taxonomy places the organism in Eukaryota, Fungi, Ascomycota, Eurotiomycetes, Eurotiales, Aspergillaceae. The record is from RefSeq and is a predicted model, not a curated record.
AUGAAUCUCCCAAAAGCUUCCGAAGAGGCAGCACCUGCCUACCAUGAAUUAUUCGACACAGAACCUAUUAAUCAACCGACAGCCACAUCUUCCAGGACACAUCAAUACGCUGCUGUCCCCGACAACGACCUGGACGAAAAUCUAAACGUCGCAAGCCACCACGAUGUGGAGUCCCACCCUCAAGACUCCUCAAAUGAGCCUCCGCAGUUAGACCCUACAAAACCACAUUUCCACUGCGAGACAUGCGACCGCCAGCUUGAGCGCCGGCAGAGAAGGGAGACAGAGCGGGAAUGCUGUCGGAUAGUUGCGCUGGUGUUUAUUGUGGCCAUUAUCUUCCUGGCUUUGUUGGGGAUUGUUGUUGCGCGGAGUGUGACAUAA